AGCACCGUCCAGGAUUUGACAGUCCACCGUGCAACUGCUGAGGAUAUCCUGCGUCGCCAUGAAAUACACAAAUCGAAAAACAAAGCACUGGCGCAUUUGGAGCUGCAGGAGAAAGCACUGAAGAGAAAAUGGAAGAAGCAAAACCAACUGGCUGCUGAUUCCUUGGAGAAAAGGAAGUUGGCUCUGAUGCGUGAGAUUCUGUCUGAUCACUACAGUUUGCAAGAUGUAUUGGAACGAUCUGAUCAGGUUAUGGCUGUGGCAAAAGACUUGUUUGGGGAUAUUCCUCGCACACGAACAGGUAGACUAUCUCACUUAUAUGGGGCAGCCCUUAGUGAAGUAGAAGAGGAAGCAUUAUCAGUCAGUCAGUCUGAAGAUGGACACCAUGACUCUCUGAACUUCAAAUCCAGCAUCAAUUCUGACAGGCUACUUCGGUUACUGAGAGAAGAAAAUUCAUUGGUGAAUACUCGGUUGUGGACUGAAGAAGAUAUGAGAAAAACUACCUUAUCGCAGGAAUCAAAUGUGCCUUUGACUCCAACAAUGUUCUCUCCAUCAUUGGAUCACUCAGCCCUCAAUGCUACCAGUGUAGUCAAGAGAGUCCAUUCAAGGCUGCAGAAUGAAGAUGAAGAUGAGACUGUAGACUCUGCUUACACUGUGAGACAAGUGCUGAACCCGAACUCAAGGAGACAAAAGCAAAUUGCAGCAAAAAUGAAAAGAAAAACUGCACAGAACUCUGCCAGACAAAGGAGGGAUGAUUCUCCAGCUAAUUCAAUCCCCAUUGGCCUUCAGAGGGACAACAGAUCCAGCCUAGAUAUUCUCAACCGCAUGAUACGUGAAGUGGAGCAUGAAUUGGAAGAAUAUGAGCGAAGUACAGGUCGUGAGGUUCAAAAAAAUGAGAGAAGUGAAGGGCUCACUGGAUUUACCUUAUCGCUGGUGAACGCUCUCUGCCGUUUGAUGCGCUACCUCAAAGAGAGUGAAUUGCAGCUGCGUGAGAAAGAGCUGAUGAGACAGCAGCAUGAGGAGAUGUUGAAUGAGCACAGGGAACUGAUUGAUGCUCUAACUGCAGAAAUACUUCUAGUGAGGGAAGAAAACACUACUAUACAGAAGAAGCUUCAGCAAUACAUGACAGUAACAGAGGAGCAGCUGAUCUCUCUCACACAAGCAUUUAAAGGUCUCCCUUUGGUAGAACCUAGAAGAGAACAAAGUCCAAACCAUUUUGGAAUUGCAAGCAAAGGUCCAGUGAAUGGCCAAGAAAAACCUGAUUCGAGCUACUUUGAGCCUAGGGCUGAUGCAGGCAGCAGCAAAGGCAAUCUGCAAGUCCCACAGGAAGAACUUCAGUUCAAGUUUCUCCAGAGAUCAGGUGCUGUGGGAGCUGGUGGAAGCUUGCCAUCUCACAUCUUCCAGCCAGCUGUGCUGUUGUCACCCCCCCGGCAGAAGAGCAGUCAAGAGCUGUCUCCUCUCCAGAAGGUUUUUACAGCUGUUUCUCAGUCUCCUGAAAACACCGAAAGAGAACCGUGCAAGGAAAGGAGCUCACCUUCCUCACUGAGAACACAGAACACAACUGAAGAAAACUGUCCCAUCUCUCAAAGUCAACCAGUUACUCCUGCAGAUAAAGGCUUGGAGAGUUCCCACGAGCAAAUCAAUCUGUCCUGCCCAGGUGACACUAGAAAGAACAACACAGCUGAAGAGUUAUUUCAAAAUGGUGACCUGCUGGCACAGAUAGCAGAGCUCACACGGCAGAACUCUCUAGUUAAAGCUCAGCUGAACAGAUUGAGAGGCUUCUCUGAAGACACAAGUGACUGCCUACAUCAGCCAGACCCAAUACAAAGUGCAAAUCCAAGUCCAGACUCUUUGCAGCGACAGACUCGUCUGGUGGUAUCGAAGAGCUUGGAGGAAAGAAUAGCAGAGCUGAAUCAUCAGAGUACAGAAGCACGUGAUAAACUCUUGCAGCUAAUAGACCAACAGAAAUUAGCUGCUGCCAGUACGGUCCCUCCGAUAUCUCCUGUUCUGCCCCCAUCCCUAAAUUAUACUGAAAAUGCAAGGAGGACAAUUGAAGUGUCUAUUCCCACAGCAGUUGCUUCGAAAGAAGACAGUGUUUCCCCAGCCAGUAUGAGCAGUAUAAUAAGGUCUUUAGGAGACUCUAGCAAACCAUGUUCACCUCUAAGUGCCACAUCAGAAAGUGUGAAAUUGACUCCUGUCAGCCAAAGACCAAAGGUGGAAAAGCAAAAAGAAGAAGGCUGGUUUGCAUUGUCAAUGCACGUUACAUAA
Messenger RNA from Apaloderma vittatum (bar-tailed trogon), 2265 nucleotides. It is a transcript of the gene SPICE1, whose product is annotated as spindle and centriole associated protein 1. The record is from RefSeq and is a predicted model, not a curated record. Gene Ontology annotation, biological process: metaphase chromosome alignment; mitotic spindle assembly; regulation of centriole replication. The annotation marks the transcript as partial. Gene Ontology annotation, cellular component: centrosome; spindle; centriole. NCBI's taxonomy places the organism in Eukaryota, Metazoa, Chordata, Aves, Trogoniformes, Trogonidae. The transcript has 15 exons.